This is a messenger RNA of Oncorhynchus masou masou (cherry salmon), 2349 nucleotides long. It is a transcript of the gene pdhx, whose product is annotated as pyruvate dehydrogenase complex component X. The record is from RefSeq and is a predicted model, not a curated record. Lineage: Eukaryota; Metazoa; Chordata; Actinopteri; Salmoniformes; Salmonidae. Bases 25 to 1482 code for a protein of 485 amino acids. The transcript has 11 exons. Gene Ontology annotation, biological process: pyruvate decarboxylation to acetyl-CoA. Gene Ontology annotation, molecular function: acyltransferase activity. Gene Ontology annotation, cellular component: pyruvate dehydrogenase complex; mitochondrion.
CUCUUACCGACUGAGGACGAAAACAUGGCGGCCUCCUUGCGUUUGGGUCGUCAAGGAAUUCUAUUUGGCCUGAGAUUUGCAAAGCUUAAAAAGAAAUCAUGGACUUCAUAUUCGUUUCAGGACAAUGUCAGGCAGUUCUUUCAAUCGCCAUAUUUCUUUGGUGCUGCACCAGUCAAAGUGGAGAUGCCUGCUCUCUCUCCCACCAUGGAGGAGGGAAACAUCGUCAAAUGGUUGAAGAAAGAAGGUGAUGCGGUAGCGGCUGGCGAUGCGCUCUGUGAGAUUGAGACGGACAAGGCCGUGGUUACCCUGGAGUCCAGUGACGACGGCGUCCUGGCCAAGAUACUGAUGGAGGAGGGCAGUCGUGCCGUGCGUCUGGGGACUCUCAUUGCCCUCAUGGUGGAGGAAGGGGAGGACUGGAAGACAGUGGAGAUCCCGCCACCUGUGGCAGCCACCCAAGCAACUCCUGCUCCGGCAGCCCCCACUGCACCCCCACCACAUCCCCCCAGAGCAGCCUCCACAGGACCGUUGCGGUUGAGCCCGGCAGCCAGACACAUCCUGGACACACACGGUCUGGACCCCCAGCUGGCCACCCCCACCGGACACAGGGGCAUCAUCACCAAGGAAGAUGCCCUUAAUCUCCUGAAGAAGUUCCCUGAUUCCAAGACAACUCCAGUUACAGCAGCCCCAGUGGCAGCAGCCCCCAGUCCAGUCGGCACCCCAGCAGCUGCCCCACUUCCCCCAGGCAGCAGGCCCAUGUACCCCCCUCAAUCCAUACCUGGCAAGCCUGGAGCUCCGGGCACCUACACAGAGGUCCCGGCCUCUAAUGUGCGGCGUGUUAUCGCCCAGAGGCUGACGCAGUCCAAGACCUCCAUCCCUCACGCCUACGCCACCAUCGACUGUGACCUGGGCGCUGUCAUGCAGCUCCGCAAGGAGAUGGCCAAAGCGGAAAUCAAAGUGUCCGUCAAUGAUUUUAUCAUCAAGGCCGCUGCUGCUACGCUUAGAGAGCUGCCGGAGGUCAACGUGACCUGGUCGGGGGAGGGGCCUCAGGCGCUGGACUCCAUUAGCAUCUCCAUCGCUGUGGCGACCCCAAAGGGCCUCAUCACCCCCAUCAUCACGAACGCUGCUGACAAGGGGGUGCAGGAGAUCUCAGCUAAUGCCAAGGCACUGGCCCAGAAGGCUCGAAAUGGGAAGCUGCUUCCUCAUGAGUACCAGGGAGGUUCCUUCAGUAUUUCUAACCUGGGAAUGUUUGGCAUCAGUGAGUUCAGUGCGGUGAUCAACCCUCCCCAGGCGUGUAUCCUGGCUGUGGGAACAUCAAGGGCUGUGCUGCAUCUGACCGAAGAGACCGGUGCCCUGAGCACCCAGCAGCUGAUGACCGUCACGCUGUCCAGCGAUGGGCGCCUUGUGGACGACGAGCUGGCAUCACGCUUCCUGGACAAGUUCCGUGCCAACCUGGAGCGGCCACAGCGCAUGACACUGAACUGAGAGGGGGAGGAAGAGGAAGUGAAAGAGAGCAAGGGAAACAAUUCCAUCUUGAAGCCUAUUUCAUGCGUGUAAGAGAAGAGGUCAGACAGUUAAUUUAAGUAAAUUUGAACUAAAUGACCAUUGUCAAUGCACAUUUCAAUGUUAGGUGUGCUAUUGGCCUGUACAUAGUAUAUAGUCGUUUUGACUGUUUAUGACCUAUGCUAUGUCCGGAUCAUCACUCCUAAGGCUUUGGAGGUGUGUAAGUGUACUAUUGCUGCAGAGGGUUAUGUUCUGUAGUGGAGCCCCAGAUAAAUGUUACCAUAACAGGGUACGUCUCAGUUAACCUGAGGGAGGUGGGAGCUGCAUGGGAGCUAUUCUAACACACCAUGUUGGUAUCUAAAGUGGCUAUUCCAGUCCCAUAUAUCAAGUCCCAAUGCAACGACCCAUGUCACAAUUAGUUCUCAUUCUUUCACCUGGAUAAUUCUAACAUGUUUUUGUACUUUUCUUUCGUGUUUAUUAUGGGCCAUCAAAGCACUGCAUUUCUUCUGUGCAACUCAUUCUACCCCUGACGGAGUGAGUGGCACUUUGAAAUUCCUCUGAACAUUCUGACUGUUGUGAUUUUUGGGUCUCCUGAUAGGUUGAGGAAAGCAAAGAAGUCCACUGAUAUCUCUCACGAUUGUGUGUAUGAAAGGUUUUAACUUAUUUAAAUACAAAUGUAGUCUAUCAUAACCAUCCCCAAAACAGAUAUAUAUAUAUAUAUAGACAAAGCAAACCAAUAAAUUGCAUUCAACUCACAAAAGGCCUACUGUUCUGUGUUUUAUUUACCAAUGUCUCCUUCAUCCUGUCUUAUAUAAUCCUCUCCAGUGUAAAUACAGAUGUGUCUGGGUC